Molecule: messenger RNA, 861 nt
Organism: Xyrauchen texanus (razorback sucker)
Lineage: Eukaryota; Metazoa; Chordata; Actinopteri; Cypriniformes; Catostomidae
Gene: plpp4
Product: phospholipid phosphatase 4
Exons: 7
Coding region: 1-861 (286 amino acids)
Biological process (GO): phospholipid metabolic process
Molecular function (GO): phosphatidate phosphatase activity
Source: RefSeq, a predicted model, not a curated record
AUGAAGAUGUCUCCGCCAGACCGGAGGAAAUACAUGCGUGAUCUGACGGUUGAGAUCGGCAUAAGAGUGCUGCUCUUUGGAGUUUUUGUGUUCACAGAGUUCCUGGAGCCCUUUGAGAGAGUCAUCCAGCUUGAAGAACUGUGGCUCUAUAAGAAUCCUCUGGUGGAAUCAGAUCACAUCCCCAAGAGAGUCAUGUUUGCAAUUUCAUUCCUCACCCCGUUGGCUGUGAUAUUUGUGGUGAAGAUUAUACAGAGGACAGACAAGACAGAAAUUAAAGAGGCUUGUUUAGCGGUAUCUCUUGCUCUAGCUUUGAAUGGUGUCUUCACAAAUACCAUCAAGUUGAUAGUUGGCAGGCCCAGGCCAGACUAUUUCCACCGCUGUUUCCCUGACGGCCAGAUGAAUGUUAAGAUGUUGUGCACUGGAGAGCCAAACCUGGUGUCUGAAGGGCGGAAAAGUUUUCCCAGCAGUCAUUCCUCCUUUGCUUUCUCUGGUCUGGGCUUUACCUCAUUCUACUUGGCGGGCAAGCUGCAGUGCUUCACAGACAGUGGACGUGGGCGCAGUUGGCGUCUAUGUGCCAUGGUUCUGCCUCUGUAUAGUGCCAUGAUGAUAGCCCUGUCCCGCACCUGCGACUACAAGCAUCACUGGCAAGAUGCAUUUGUUGGUGGAGUGAUCGGCCUGCUCUUCGCCUACAUCUGUUAUCGGCAGCACUACCCACCAUUCCUGCACAUAGACUGUCAUCUGCCUUACGCCAGCCUGACUGCAGCUGCUGCUCAGAACAUCCCCCCUGCCCAGGAUCAACUUCAGCCCACUGACAAUGCCACCAGCCUCCCCCUGGAGGGCAUGACAGAGGGUCCCGUAUGA